AGUUCCAUUUCCCUCAUCCCGACAAGCACACGACGUCGUAUAUAUUAAAACGCCAUCGUUUCAUGAACUUACUAGGUCAUCUAAACUUCAUAGUGGCUAUAAAUGUUUGAUUUCAUCCCCAAUUUUUCUUUCGACUUUUCUUCCACAAAUUCCCAUUGCAUUCUUCCGUCCAUCUUUUCGGAGAAAAAUUUCCGCCCAGGCGUUCAUAAACAAAAAAGGAAAAAAAAUGAAUCGGUGGGAAAUUCAACAGAACGCCGUCGUGGUAGGUUGUUGCGAAGAGAUGAGGAGCCCAGUUGCCGUAUCGUUAUCGAAUCGUAAUGGAUCGGGUUCGGUUCUUGUUUGCCCUAAACCUAAACGAAUCGGGUUUUUAGCUAGUACUCUUACUAUGUCAUUGAGAUGGCAGCGAAGCCAGCAAGCAGAGGUAUAUGAUUCAAAAGAUGGAGCAGAGCUUCUGGACAUGAUACUUAGAAAGAAUGAUGUCCAUGGUGAAGGAAAACGCAUAACAAAAGAGAUAGCAUCAUCCCCCCCAUUUUUUUGCGGAUCACCACCUUGUAGAGUUUCUAAUCCAAUAGUACAGGACUCGCAAUUCGGGGACGAAAAUUUAUCCCCAUUAUCGACUUUACAACUCGCAUCAUCCCCUUCAACGACCACAUCUCCUUCACCUUCACCAUCAGCUAUGAAAUCCGGUGGUGUUAGGAUGAAGUUUGGUCUCAAAUCGCCCACAGUUAGAGUAGAAGGUUUUGAUUGCCUUAACAGGGAUCACCAGAAUUCAGGCAUCACUGCUAUGGCGUAAAAAGAAACAUAAGAACAAAUUCGUUUGGAUAAAUGUAUAUACAAAGCUCAACUCAAGUGAAGCUGCCAUUGAUCUUUGAUCAAUUAUGGAUUUUUUCGAGAUUUUGGUGAUUAAGAACCAUAAAUUUUUUGUGAUAUAGAUAAAUUGGUUUAAGAGAGAAAUUUGUGUUUGCCAUUGUGUAUAUAGGAUGUGGUUAUUUUACUCUUAAGUCUAGAAUACUAAGGAGAGAUUAGAUGUCUUAGAGAUUCUGGUCUCUGUUUUUUUGUACUAUAUAUACUUCAUAUAGUAUUUGAGAAAAGAUUGCAAGAGGAAUUUGUAAAGACAUGCCAUUGAAGUGGUCUGACUGAUCUUGUAACUUAUGGUGUAAAUAAAUGCUCAUUUGCUUAAAGAUGAAGAAGAAUCUUUUAUAAA
Molecule: messenger RNA, 1204 nt
Organism: Amaranthus tricolor (Joseph's coat)
Lineage: Eukaryota; Viridiplantae; Streptophyta; Magnoliopsida; Caryophyllales; Amaranthaceae
Exons: 4
Coding region: 227-793 (188 amino acids)
Source: RefSeq, a predicted model, not a curated record